Messenger RNA from Helianthus annuus (common sunflower), 1749 nucleotides. RefSeq lists its product as uncharacterized. The transcript has 5 exons. Gene Ontology annotation, biological process: DNA integration. Lineage: Eukaryota; Viridiplantae; Streptophyta; Magnoliopsida; Asterales; Asteraceae. Bases 1 to 1749 code for a protein of 582 amino acids. Gene Ontology annotation, molecular function: nucleic acid binding. The record is from RefSeq and is a predicted model, not a curated record.
AUGUACGAGAGGUUAGGCCUAGGAGAGUUGUCACCUACACGCAUGUCUUUGUCUUUAGCCGAUAGAUCCGUUAAGUAUCCACGUGGCAUUAUCGAAAACCUUUUAGUCAAAGUGGAUAAGUUCGUCUUCCCCGUAGACUUUGUUGUUCUUGAUAUGGAAGCCGACGAAAAGGUUCCUAUCAUUCUAGGACGGCCAUUCUUGUGUACCGCCAAGGCCAUCAUUGAUGUCUUUGACGGGAAAAUCACACUUCAAGUCGGUGAGGAGAGGGUCACUUUCGAGAUAGCACGCUCCAUGGAACACCCUAGUGGUUCCGAUGACCUUAUUGAGAAUAGGAUAGACGAGGUAGUUGAGAAAGUAGAGGAGGUUGUUAGUGAGAGUGAAGAGGUAGAAGAGAACGAGUGGGUCCCCGAGGUACUAGCAUUGAGUGAGAUCAAAAGUGAGAGUGAGAGUACACCUAUAGAGAAACCCGCCCCAUUAGAACUCAAAGUCCUCCCGUCCCACUUAGAGUACGCUUUCUUAGAAAUUAAGGAUAAAAAGGGAACGGAAAACGUGGCCGCCGAUCAUUUAUCACGUUUAGAGGAUCCAAAGAGAGAAGAGGUGCGUGAGGAUUCCAUAGGAGACACUUUUCCCCAUGAAACCAUAGAUUUUGUUAGUGCCGAGGCAGAGGGUUUGCCAUGGUUCUCGGACUUGGCGAAUUAUUUAGCGACCGGUGAUCUUGUGAGGGGUAUGUCUUUUCAACAAAAGAAAAAGCUUCUUAGGGAGGCUAGGAAGUACAUUUGGGACGACCCGUACCUAUUUAGGAUAGGUGGAGAUAGAGUGCAUAGGAGAUGCGUUUCAAAGGAGGAUGGGCUAGACAUCCUUAGACAUGUGCACGAGGGUUUAAUGGGAGGACAUCACGGAGCGAAUGUGACGGCACAAAAGGUAUUUGAUAAUGGUUUUUAUUGGCCAACGGUAGUUAAGGAUGCCGUAGAAGUCCCUAAAGCUAUCAUAAGUGACCGUGGCACGCAUUUUUGCAAUUCCGCCAUGGAAAAAGCACUUGCACGCUAUGGUGUCACUCACCGUCUUUCUACCGCAUACCACCCGCAAACUAGUGGCCAAGUAGAGAAUGCUAACCGAGGGGUGAAGAGAAUCCUAGAGAAAACGGUAGGAAAAAGUAGAAAGGAUUGGUCGGAAAAGCUUGACGACGCUUUGUGGGCUUUCCGCACCGCCUAUAAGACACCGUUAGGAACAACACCCUUUAUGAUUGUGUAUGGCAAAGCGUGCCAUCUUCCGGUAGAGUUAGAGCAUAGAGCUUUAUGGGCUUUGAAAACCGUUAAUCUUGACCUUACCGAGGCCGCUAGAAGGAGGUUCCUCCGAAUUCACGAGUUGGAAGCAUUGAGGGAUGCCGCCUAUGAACGAUCUUGGAGUAUCAAGGAAAAAACUAAGGCGUUGCAUGAUAGGAGGUUGCGAGGCGUGAAAGAGUUUAAGGUAGGUGAUAAAGUGAUUUUGUUCAAUUCGAGGUUGAAAUUGAUAGCAGGGAAAUUGAAAUCGAGAUGGAGUGGGCCGUAUGUGGUGAAAGAAGUGUUUCCAUACGGCACGGUUGAAUUAUACGACGAAGUUGACAAAGGUGUGUGGAAGGUAAACGGUCAUAGACUGAAACAUUACUUGGGAGGUCCCAUUGAUACCACCGAAGAGGAAGAAAUUCCUCUAGAGGACCCACCUACCUUCACCGAUCAGUUUCAUCACCGCUACGGAAUGGAGAAAGCAUGA